Cladocopium goreaui is the source of this 964-nucleotide messenger RNA. NCBI's taxonomy places the organism in Eukaryota, Dinophyceae, Suessiales, Symbiodiniaceae. The record is from the annotation of a GenBank genome assembly.
UGUCACUCGGCUACAUUGCCAUGGCGUUCCUGUGCCAGCCUGGAGCUGCCGCUGGAUCUUCCCAAGUGUUUAACUUCACCUUCAUCAACGACUGCAAGAAUGACAUCAUUCUGCAAGAUUGGGAUGUGAUCAUCCCUGCGAGCGGGUUCAAAGAGGUGCUUCACCUACGCCGCACUGGACUUCAAAGGAUAUCGUGGCGUUACCUGAGCGGUCCAUGGGACACCGAAUUCAUCGAGUUAAACGGAGACUGGGCGGGGGUAGGAACCCCAAUGUAUGGCCAUCCGAACUAUGCCUCCUGGGCGGGCUUUUCCAUGUCUAGCAGGUAUGAAGCCUUGGACCCCUCUGGCAGAUAUGCGUGUUCUGACGCAGCUGCAGAGCUUCGAUUUUCCGUAGCAACCUGCCCCUCUCAGAAAACCUUGCGUUACGCUUGUGACUUCUUCCCAACCCAAUUGAGCAUUCGCAACUGCUCCAGCAAGUUUGCGCUUUACAUGCAGGAGCAUUCUUGGGCCAUCAAUCCCAAUGGUACCCGCGCACGUGAAUAUGCGUCGACCCAGAACAUCAUCAACUAUUGGUGUGCUCCAGAAUCUUCAGACUGGAAGGGCUGGGGUGUAGGCCAGGCGAGCUGAAAGACAUUUUUUGCGAUGAGAGCUGCUAUGAGUGAUUCGUAGCUUUGUCCCGAACUUCUUUUGUUUGGAGCCAGGAUCAUUGAUCGAUUGCACCAACAGAGAUGUGCCAAUCCAUUUUCAGGUGACCACUUGCAUCAGUUGAAGAACGAUUGAUGCUUAAAGCUGCUGGAGCCACAUGCGCUUAAUUUAUCUUAAUUUCUUUCCUUGACCCUUUGCAAUUGCUCAGGGGUCAAGUUUGCUAAGAUGUUGAUGCGUUUUAAUUUUCACAUAGCUUCAAAGCUAAGAUUUUUGUCUGGGCCAAAGGGCUCUUCCUUCUUUUAGUGUUUUGACUGAGAAAA